CCUGAGUUUCGCCAAUCCAAAAGCAGGGGUGGGACGGUGCAGGCGCAGAGGAUUAGGUUUGGCUGGACUCGAUUUAAAGAGACAGAAGCUGCCGCGGUCCAAGAAGACAGUCCCCAAGACCCUCCCCCCAAGUCCUUGGGACCACUUGGGUCCCCAAAGCUGGGGAGAUGGUUUGCGGAGGAUUUGCCUGCUCCAAGAAUGCGCUGUGCGCGCUCAACGUGGUCUACAUGCUGGUAGGCUUGUUGCUCAUUGGAGUGGCUGCCUGGGCUAAGGGCCUUGGUCUCGUAUCCAGCAUACACAUCGUCGGAGGAGUCAUUGCUGUGGGAGUCUUCCUUCUUCUCAUCGCGGUAGCUGGACUGGUGGGUGCUAUCAACCACCACCAAGUACUGCUAUUCUUUUACAUGAUCAUCCUUGGUUUGGUCUUCGUCUUCCAGUUUGUAAUCUCUUGCUCAUGUCUGGCUAUUAACCUAAGUAAACAGACAGAUGUCAUUAAUGCUUCUUGGUGGGUCAUGAGCAAUAAGACCCGGGAUGAACUGGAAAGAAGUUUUGAUUGCUGUGGCUUGUUCAACCUCACAGCCCUGGAUCAACAAGAUUACGCUUUCUGCACUGCAAUCUGCAAGAGCAGGAGCCCCACAUGCCAGAUGUGUGGCGAAAAGCUUCUUAAGCACUCAGAUGAAGCCCUGAAAAUUCUGGGGGGUGUUGGACUCUUCUUCAGCUUCACAGAGAUCCUUGGUGUUUGGCUAGCGAUGAGAUUUCGGAAUCAGAAAGAUCCUCGAGCCAACCCCAGUGCCUUUCUAUGAGACUCUGGAUCCUUCUGACUUCUCUCCUGCUGUCUGUUCUCCCUAAGCUUUUUCUCUCUCCCUUAGGGAAAACCUGGGAUCUAAAGCCCUUUUUGAGAAAAAGGAAAGGCCCUACGCCAUGUUCCCUAAAGAUAACUAGCUAGGUUUUAUGCCUUGACAUGUUUUGGUGGGAGCAAGAUUAUAAAGAGUAAAGAAAACCUUCCUUCCUCUCUCCCUAAGUGGACAUGGGAAGCUCCUGGGAGUCCAUGGGAUGGGAUGGGGGUUGGAAUCAUCCCUGGCUCUUCUCCCUCUUCUCUCUUCCACACGCUGGACCACCUCAACACAUCCUGGCUCCAAGGGUAAAUCGGGGACAGAGCCAGAGAGAAAGCCACCAAGAACUCUUAUAAUAAGCAAGACCCAGUUGGGGGAAGCUCAGUGACUAUAAAAAUAAAAGCCAUUUGAACUCCA
Molecule: messenger RNA, 1247 nt
Organism: Camelus dromedarius (Arabian camel)
Lineage: Eukaryota; Metazoa; Chordata; Mammalia; Artiodactyla; Camelidae
Gene: TSPAN31
Product: tetraspanin 31
Exons: 6
Coding region: 168-800 (210 amino acids)
Cellular component (GO): plasma membrane
Source: RefSeq, a predicted model, not a curated record